Teleopsis dalmanni is the source of this 531-nucleotide messenger RNA. Its product is annotated as cyclin-dependent kinase 14-like. The record is from RefSeq and is a predicted model, not a curated record. Gene Ontology annotation, biological process: protein phosphorylation. Gene Ontology annotation, cellular component: cytoplasm; nucleus; cytosol. Gene Ontology annotation, molecular function: heme binding; cyclin binding; cyclin-dependent protein serine/threonine kinase activity. NCBI's taxonomy places the organism in Eukaryota, Metazoa, Arthropoda, Insecta, Diptera, Diopsidae. The coding region runs from base 1 to 531 and encodes 176 amino acids. The transcript has 4 exons.
AUGACUGCCCUGAAUCCAAAUGAAAAUAGAAUACCAGAAAAUUGUUUAACUCAUCAACGUGUUGCUUUGAAAGAAAUUAGACUGCAAGAGGAAGAAGGUGCACCAUUUACGGCGAUACGUGAAGCCUCGCUACUGAAAGAACUGAAACACUCAAAUAUUGUAACCCUACACGAUAUUGUACAUACGAGAGAAACGUUAACAUUUGUAUUUGAAUAUGUGAAUACCGAUUUAUCACAAUAUAUGGAAAAGCAUCCCGGUGGUCUGGAUCAUCGUAAUGUACGCUUGUUUCUAUUUCAAUUAUUGCGUGGCCUGUCCUACUGCCAUAAACGCCGUGUACUGCAUCGAGAUGUGAAGCCACAAAAUCUAUUGAUAAGCGAUUGUGGCGAAUUAAAAUUAGCAGAUUUUGGUUUAGCACGAGCGAAAAGUGUUCCAAGUCAUACGUAUUCGCAUGAAGUGGUUACGUUAUGGUACCGUCCACCAGCAAAGUACAAAACAAUUGAUACAAUAGAUGUGUUGGUAACAUUUUGUUAA